UGAUCGAUACGAUCCAACGGUAACGAUUAAAAUGAAACGUAAACGUAGCUAAGCUCCUGGCUCCAAAAGACGCAUGAUGUCUGUCUAGUAGUCAUGUCCAAUAUGGCGUGUAUAUUGUGAGUUGCAUUAACGUGCAGAUGGUUAACAAACUAUUAACGAAACUUUUUGCUUAAAAUAUGUGAACUUUGUCAACCUUUGUACCUUCAAGGUCCGUUUGCUGAGGUGCAUUUAUGAUGACAGAUGUGUCGUGUAAAAAACAUGUGUCUUUGAUCGAAUUGUUUCACGAAAAUUCUAAUUUCGCGUAAAACAAAAAAAAAUAGAUUUUUAAAAAAGAUUUACUGCGCGAUAAGAUUCAUCGUUGGCAACUAUUAUUUAAAUGUGAAUGUACUAGUAUAUAAUUAGAAGAAUUGAUGAAAAAUUUUAGAAUUAUAAUUCAUAUAAUUAAAUCAACAGUUUUAAAAUUCUAAUUUUUUAAAAUUAUGUAAAAUCGUAUUUUUUAAAAUUGAAAUUAUAAUAGUAAUAUAUAGUAGUAAUGUGUGAUAAGUGUUGGUGAACAUAUUUAAAAAUGGAACAAAUACGUUGAAUUUUUAAUUUCAAAAGAUUUAGAAAUGUUCUGUUCCUGCUUCUAGUGCAAUUAUUUUUUGUGAAUAAAGGGAAUGAGAUAAAUAUAGAAAAUUUGUAAUAAAACAAUGUACAAUGAACUACGGUGGGAAUAUGCCAGAUUGGCACCAAUUUAAUACCUCACAAACAAAUGAAGUUUCAUCUUCUACGCAAAAUAUAAAUUCUGGUCACCUUACGUUCAUUCCUGGUGUCAGUCCUACAUUAAAUCCAAUUAGCCUUAACUCAGAGGGCCUAAAUAAGCAUCAGAAUGAUGCAAAUUACAAUUCAAGAAAUUUUCAAUCUUUUAACAAUGCCUCGAAUGGUACAACUAUUCCAAAUAAUAGCCCUCUUGCAUCUAUGGUACAAAUGCAGAAUUGCAUUGGCCAUUAUGGUUCUUCAAAUACAAGAAAUCCUAUGUUAGAUAACAUAAAUGCUUCUGUGGAUCCUAGAAACACUACAAUUGGAACUAUAAAUGAUGAAAUAGGAUACAGAAGUAAUCAGGUGCCUUUCAAUGGACCUAUAGGUCAUCUAAAUGGACCAAACUGCAAUUUAAAUGCACCUUCUGGACCUAGAACAGGGCCUGGGUCUAUCCCUGGACCUAGAACUAAUUCUGGACUUGGAACCAAUCCUAGCACUGGAACUGGUCCCAGUUCAAUGUUUGGGCCUAAUUCCAGACACGGCCCGACAUUAGGAACUGGAUCAAGCUCCGGAAAUAUGGGACCAAGAAAUACUAAUAUUAAUUCACUACCUCCUGGAAAACCUGGCCCCUCUUCUUCGUUUAUUCCUUGUAAAGGUUUGUGUUGCAAUUCAGAUCCUAAUAUUAAUUAUCAGCAGUGGGAGAAGUUUGGAUCCUAUCAAAAUAAUGCGUCGUAUAGAGAUAAUGUACAUUCAUCUAAUUAUCAGAUGGAAAAUAAACAUUUUGGAAAUAAUUGUAAUUUUAGAAAAGAUAAUUUAGAAGGUAAAGAAGUAAUGAGUCCUGUAUUACCCAAUGCGCCCACUAUAGAUCAUAGAAGAAAUUUUGCAGAUUAUAAAUAUCAUAAGGAUCAUCUAAUGCAUAGAAAUUAUGUAACAUCUUCAGGAAUGUUUCACAAUUAUUCCAUGCAAAAUUACAAUUAUUCUACAGAGCAUCAAAAAUAUCCAUAUCCCGUAAAAGAACAUACGAGGACGAAUAAUAUGAACAUGCCGAAUUCAGGAAUACUUAAACAUCAAGAACAAAAUUUCAUUCCCCAACAAAAGUUCAAUAACAAACAAUUCCAAUAUCAGAAUGGGAAUAUGUUGUCCAAAGGGAUGCCUAAUUUAAACGUAAACACAAAUAUGGCAUCGUCCUCUCAAAAUCCAUAUUUUAAUUCGCAAUUUCCAAGAAACAUUUCCGCAGAAAUGCCUCACGAAUGUCAAGAAACCACCGAUAAUACUGCAAUGAUGAACAGAAUGCAGAAUACCUUUAUGCACAACUCUUCUCCACAGCAUCAAGUAUAUCAACAUAAAAUAGCAAUGCAAAAAUUUUCGAUAGAGAAUCAUCUUAGAGAGCUGAGCAGGAUACCUGGUUAUCAAUCCCAUCCCAAAUACAAAGAAUGUAUUCUCAGAUAUAGAGAAGUAUUGAAAUUACAACAAUCAUCUGGAUAUCAAAAUCCAGUUCAACAAACCCCACGUGUAGCAACACCGAUGAACACGAUGCCGCCUAUUAAUUUGCAGUUCGAUCAGAAUGGUAUGUUGAUAAAUUCCAAUUAUCUGCCGGAUAAUUUUCCCAAGUUGCAGCACGCGCCGAUUAUAGAGCAAGCGUCAAAAGACAUUGAUAAACAAAAUAAGGGUCAAGAUAUCGCUAUAGUCAACGAAAAAUGUCAACAAUCUCAGCAAUCGGAGCAAUUAAUGAUUCCUCAGCAAAACGAGCAUGUUCCUUCUUCUUGUACAGAGACGUUUCAAAAGCAGAAUCAAUUCUCGAUACAUGAAGAUUUCAAUCAAAAUCAAUUAAAAGUACAAACGAGUGAGAGUCACAGCUUUAAUACUUUAAAUACCAAUACCAGCAACGAAACAAUAACGCAGCAAAAAACUUCGAAAGAGUUUGCCAAUAAACCGGAUUUGGACGUCAGACAAUUCUUGGCUAAUUGGGAUGAGACUGACGAUGAAGAUGGAACGACCAACUUGCCAGACACCGUUCUAAGCGAGACAACUCCAGUCGUUGUGGUGAGUUACGAGAAUAUAGAUCUUUCGUCGAAAACGCAGAACGCGGAAGUGACGAGAAAAAAUAAUUUCUGUUCGGACGAGGUUAUGGAAAGUAACAAGGAAGGAGAGGCGAACGUGAUAACGGCCCAGGAUUGUUUGACGAUAUCCUAUUCGGCGCCCGACAAUUCUCAAAUUGUAAAAACUUCCAAAAGAACUAUCGGAGAAGGCGUUGUAAAACCUGGAAGUAUCAUACACUGUAUCAGCAACGGCCCCGACGAAAUACCUACCAUUCACAUAGUGGACAAUUUAGAAAUAAGCAACAUCCUGGGAGCGCCUGACGAUCAGGUUAUACAAACGUUGGAGAAACAGAAGACGAUACCAUUUUUCAGGGAAUCGAAUAACGAUGAAACGGAAGCGAUAGCUCGCGAAAGUGGGGAGCAGGAGAGCAAGAGCGACACGAGUCGUAUACUGCCUACCGAUUACACCGCGUCUUUGGAUAAUAUCGAUAAGGGUACAAGUGCGAAGAGCUCGAACAUAUGCGAAACUGUCAAAACAGUUGAACCAAUGAACAAUCACGAAUUAAGAUUGUCAACAACGUCGGAAAAGGAGAGUCUAGAUGUCGGUGAUAACAAUAUGGAAUUGAAGAAACAGCACAGCUUCGAAGAAUCUCAUAAUCCCGACGACAUCAGUUUACCAGAUUUGCCAACGUCCGAAUGCACGCCGAUAUCUACUACAUUGAACACUCCUAUCCACUCGGAUACCGAAGAAUCGUCCCAGAACAUAGAGGAUUUAUCGAUACCUACAAAUCCCAUAGAAGUGAUGCAAAACAGUCCGGUGAUCAGUUUUACGCAGUUAAAUAGCGAGGAUAAAGCGAAGAACAGAUCCCUCGAUACUCUGGAGCUCGAGUUUCAAAAGGAAAAUAAUAAUCGCCAUCGUCAUCGUCAUCACCACAAGAGCAACGAGACCAAUACCUCGAACGAGCAAGAGGUGGGUGAUUUUGACUUCUCCGACAACAAUUCUAAAGCAAAAUUCUCGAGCGAGGCGGCGAGAAAUAAGAAAAGUUUCGAGGUUAACAGUUUGAGGAAAAAAGCGUGCCUGAUGGAUGGGAAAGAGGACGAUGCAAGGAAUGUUCUAACGUCCGUCGAGUAUGAGUCAGAGGUUGAGCAGGAGGAUUACGUGCACGAGCGGAAACACAAAAGCAUCAGAAGAUCGAUGGAAACGACGAUAAGAGGUGGGAUUCAAAAGCGUGACGCAGGCGAUAACAUCAAUUCUAAUGCAGAUUUGAGUCCAACGGCUUCCGAUGACGAGUCGCGAACACUGAAAAAUGAUAAAGAGUUGUACAGAAGGAAACAGAUAAAGGACGUAUCCACGAACACCGCCUGUCCAACGUCCUGCGAGAUCGAUCUGAACAUCAAGAAAAGGGCGAAAGAGGCGACCAGUUGGAAGGACAAGUGUGCCGAGAAGAUUGUAACCCAGAAAAGGGAUACCGAUCACUCGAAACAAUCCAAAGUCUCCGAUGCGAGAAAGUCAGACGAUUGUUCGAGCUCGAUCCAAGGUGAACAGCAUCCCGUGUGCCAUACGACUUCUCAAUACAAACACUAUUCCGUUGCUGUGAUAAAGGAUAAUAACGUUGCUUUGAACGACAAGAGAACACACGGCAGCGCAGAUAGGAGUUUAAAGUCGGCCGAGUUUCCCUCCAAGAUGAACAAUACCAAAGAGCUUCCCGAAGAGGCGGAAAACAGAAAGCACGCAUCCAGCAAGACAACGUUCCACGAGAGCAUUCAAUCUCAAACGUCCAAAUUGUUGCAGAAGGAUUUAAAAACGACGGUCGACGGGGACGUUAGAUACACGGCCGAGGAGAUGCGUUUACUGAAAGAGUACAGGAGAACGAAAGAGAGGAUGUGUCAGGAUACGCAGGACGAGAGAAAGAGGUCAAAAAGUGGUCAUAAAGCGAGAUGUUCGCAGAACAACGAGAUGCCAGGGAUACGAAAAGCGUGUCUGGAGCAAAAUUCCUCUAUGCCCGGUUUAAACUCGGCCAAUCUCCAGGAGGAAGCGAAGAAGGGCCAUCCGAAAAGCUUGGCCAAAGGGCCCGAUUUUGGAAUCCAGGUCGCGAACGUGAACUUGAAAAUUAAGGACAACGAUAUCGGCAAGAAAUUAAUUCUAGGCGACAAAGGGCAGGAGCACGUGAAAGAUUCCUUGGAGGGAAUCCAAAUCGAGAUCAACGUUUCCUGCACGGAGAGAAACGCCAAGGAGCAGCAGAGCAAACGAUUGUUGUACGACGAUCGCAGCCUGUACGAGAUCCACGACUCCUCCCCUGCUUUCUCAGUGGAGUGCCAGCGUAGGCCGCACGCCAAAGACGAGGAAAACGGUGCGAAGUUAUCGGGCAGGGGUCACGGCUCCUCCGAAAAAUUCGACGCCCUGAUGGAUCCCGUUGAAUCGAGUAAAAGCGAGGCUGAGAAGAAUUUGGGCGAGGAAAUGAAUCCCGCCGCUUCUAAAGAGACUUGCGAUUGCGCAUCGGACAAUCAAUUGGCGAAUAAACCGCUGUGCAGCGACGCCUCUUGCAAGGAUGUGUCGAAAACCGAGGUAAUUAAUUGCGACAUUGAUCCCGUGGAUAUAAUGAAAUCGAAAAGCGCAAUAUCAAGUACUGCCAUAAUUGAUGCAAAUAAUAAAAUUAAGGGGAAGAGUAAGCUCGAGAACGAGAGUAAGGACGAAGACAACAAUAAUUCUAUAGGAAAGGCACAGAAGAAUGGUUCUACGAGUUCGAUCGACGCAAUGGAAAAGGAGAUGGCGAGGACUUCUACAAAACUGCCGGAAAGCAAUGUUGCCAAUUCGUUGAGCAAUUUCGAUUUAAAGAAUUUGAGUAAAUAUUCUGGCGUGGAUUUGGAUCACCGGCCAGACGAGGGGUCGGAGAGGGAUGAAGCGUACGCAGGCAGAUGGAAGAAGCCAAAGAUAGACGACAUUUUCGAAGACUGUGAAAUGUUUCAAAGCAGCAACGGGUACAUAAAUCCCAUAUUCUCGAGUAUAGAUAAGCUGGAAGAUCUGCACGCAGUUCCUGUAUACACAACCAAAGAUGGAAAAAUAUCUUAUAGCCCUAAUCGAAGAUUCACUUAUCACGAAUUGAUGAUGGAGGCUCGUAAACGAGACUCCUACUCCUCUGUGAAGAAAUCUCACUACACGGAUAAUUGGAACAAUUAUUACAAUUCUUCCAAGUUUCGUAAAUUGUACAAGAGAAAGCGGCAUCACGGUCUUAGCGAAAGAAAGAAAUACGAGUAUAAGAAUACCAAGUACCUUUACGAUAGGAAAAGAAAUAAUUCGGAUGAAUUUUACAAUAAAAACCACGUCAAGUACAAAGACUACGUUCACAGCAUUAGGAACAAUAAUGCCGUUUGGACUGAUCAUUAUAAAAUGGAUAAAAUGUACAGCAGCAGUGAUUCCGAUGAACAGAUUAUGGAUCGCAAUAAAAAUUGCGUUGUCGAGGCGAGUAAGAAAGAUCAGAAUACGAGCGGUAAAGCAACUAAUGUAUCUAAAUCGCAGAAAGAUGAAUCGGUUGGGAUCGAGAAAUUAGAUCUGGAAUCUAAAGAUGAAGAGAAUAAUGGCAGCGAUAAUUCAUCGAAUAAAGAUAAAGAUUUAGGAGACACGCAACCGGUUGAAUUUAAUAUCCUUGAUAAAAGUAAUGAAGAUUGCGAAAUUACCAACAAUCCUGAUACGCAAUCGAAUAUCGCAUCGACUUCUGCAGAGUCGAAUCAUGAAAAUGCGGGAAAUAUGAAACAAAAUGUUGAAAAUAAUGACAAAUGUUUAGACAAUUCGGAAUUGAAUAAGCCGGAAGAGGAGGGAGAAAAUCUUCGAAUAAAUGAAAAUGAAAAUUCGAAAAAUGAAUGCGCUGAUAAAACUGUCGAUAAAAUCGGAUUGGAAAAUGGAAUUAAUGAGAGCGAAGAGAAGGAGAGCGUAGAUGAGAAGGAUGAGUCAACUUCGAAACAAGAAAAAUCCUCGAUGAAUGAGAAUAUGCCAGAAUUUACUUUGUGCGAUCUCGAAGAAGAAAAGAACGAUAAAAGUUCUUUGGAGGGAACGGAUAUCAAACAGCACGAAGAAGAAAUUAAUACGAAUGUGUUUGAUGACCAAACUCCUCCGGAAACUGAAAACAAUUUUGAAAGUAUAGAAAUGAACAAAAAUUCAGAAACUGACCAACUUAAUAUACCAGAGCCUGUAAUUGAUGUGACAAAUGAAGUUUCAGAACUUCAAGCAGAGUCUAACGCAUUCGAUCAAAUUUCACAAGAAUUUUUGAAUCCGGAAAAACCGAACGACGUAUUUAAUGAGAUGGUCGAAAAAUGUGGGAAAGAUAUCGGCGAAGAAAAUAUCUUGGAAUGCGAAAAAGAAAGUGUGCAAUUCAUUACGGAAGUUGAAAUUCCUAGCGAAAAUUACGAAGAAGAUUUAAACGAGGGGAAGGGAAAAGAUGCUGAGCUUUUGAAAUACAACGAUGAUAAUUCGUUGAAAGAUACCUCCGUUUCCGUAAUGGAACAAGAGGAACCCGAAUCUCAAUUAAUGUUGACGGACUUAACCGAUCGAUACAUUUCUGUUGAAACCAUUGAAUACGAUGAAAAUAUUAAUCCAGAUUCCGAUCAAAUAGACGAGGAACAAAAUUUUUCCGAAGAACAAAAUUUCGUUGGUUUUCCAGAAGAUCAAAUUGACAUUGAAGAUAAAUGUAUCACCGAAACUGUAUCGAAUAAAGGUGAAAUAGAGGUUAUUCUGUCAAAUAUAGAGGAAACUUUGGUCGAAGAAACGAUAGGAAGUGACGGUUUAAGGAUCGAGAACGAACAAGAUGAUUUGCUGACUGUCUCUGAGAUGAAUUGCGAUCAAGAUUCAUUGGUGGACAAGGAGACGCUUAUUUUCGAUACGUAUUGCGCUAACUCGCCAGGUAUGGACGUUGAAAUGAGCAAAAAUAAGACUGAAGAAGAUGAAUCAAAAGAAGAGCAAAUUCCUCGCGAAAAAGUUAAUAAUAAAAGUUUAAUUAGUUCGUCGGAUAGCAAUACAGACGUGGAGGCAAUACCCAAACUGAUCAUAAAGAAAGCUGACGCGUCAAAUUUGAAAUCAGAGUGUUCAAUAGAUCAUAGAGAUUCUUCUGAAAGUUACAAUAAAUACGAUACCAAAUUAUUGUCUGAAUUACGUCCAAAAAUACCGAAGGUGAUCAUUAUGAAAAAUAGAUCACGUUCGGUGACUCCAACGGUUGAAAUUUUAGAAAAAUCCAAGCACGAUAAAACGCAAUCUCUUAUUCCAGAGCAAAACAAAAAUAUGGAUGUGGAUAACAAAGACGUUGAAUCGUAUACUUUAAAAUACAGUAAUUACGAAAAUAAAGUACCCAAGGUGAGAAUAAAAUUGGAGGAUAUAUCGUCGAAAGAUUUGAAAUUAUAUUUAAAACGAAAAGCGACUAAGAAAACUGUUCCAAAGAUGAGAAUUAAGAAAUUUAAAACGCAAGAGAGCGAAAGGUUUGAGAUGGAGAAUAGUUCAGGGACAGAAGAGGAAGCGGAAACUUCUUCUGAUGAAGAAGAUACGAAUUUUCAGGAAUCGAUGUCCAGCGAUAUGGAAACCGAAAGAAUACCGAAAUUAAAAUUGAAGAAACAAGAAGAAAAUAAAUAUUUCUCACCAGAAAGAAGUAAAGGGAAAGAUUCGAAUAUUUCUAAAAUUUCCUUGAAAAAAAACAAAAGAUUAAAGGAAGAAGAUUCGAAACACACUGCCAAUAAGAACACGGCAAUUAACGACGAAUUAAAGAAAAAGUUUCCUCAGUGCAUUAUCGAGAAAAUUCCUAAGGUUAUAAUAAAAAGAACCCAGAUCGGGACAGAAUUUAAGUGCGAAAUUAGUAAAAGUAAAAAGACUUCGAUCGCUGAAACUUCAAAAUGGCAACCGAAAGUAAAAUUACAAAGAUUAAAUGUUUUGGAUUAUAUGGUGAAAGAUUUGAAGCAAUCGAAAAGUAUCAUUGAUACGACCACUCACGUAAAGGAUAAUAAAGAUAAUGAUAUUAGUAAUGAGGUUGCGAUUGACAAUAAUAAUAAAAUAAAAUUAUCUAGAUCUAAUUCAGUAUCCAAUUUAUCUCCUACUAAGUGCAAACAGAGAAGAUUAUCAGACUCUGGUUUUAUAAAAAUACAAUCGAAAUCAAUUACUGAAUUCGAUGAUAACUUAGAUGAUAAUAUGGAUGAUAAUAUUUUCAAAUCAAAUAAUAAUGAAAGUAAAAAUUUAAAGAAGAAGGGGAAGAAGAAAUUAUUUUCUCAAAAUGAACAAACGUAUUGUAACUAUAAUGAUGAGAGCGAGAAUGAAAUAAAAGAGACUGUCACGAAACAUUCCUUUAGAAAUAUUUUAACGAACGAAAACAACGAUCUGAUGGUUGUGAAGAAGAAAUACUCAUCAUUCGGGACCAAGGGAAGUACAUCUCUUGUAGAAGAUAAAUUUCUAGAUUCUGUCACAUGUUUAGAUAAUAAUGAUAAUGAUAGUACAAUAAUUAAAAUCGAUUCUUCUGAUGAAAGUCAAACUACCAUAGAAAUUCUACCAGCAUCACCGAACAGUAGCGAUGAUGAACCAAAGAAUUCUGAAUCUGAAAAUACUAGUAAAAUAAACAUGGCAAAUGCAAUUCCAACUCAAUUGGAAUUAGAAUUGGAGCUUAUUGAUAACAAUAAUAUGUAUUCUGAUAUAUUUGCAUCAAAAAUUGACUAUGCUUCUCAUUCUAAAAACAAAUUUAUUAAUCAAGAACCGACUGAACCAUAUUUCGAUGAAUUUCAACAUUUCUCGCAAGAUACUUUUGAUCAAAACGAUCAUAUCUUGAUAAAAAAUCAACAAUCGUAUAAUUUACAAAAAGAAUCAAAUGAUUAUUUUUAUUGCAAUGAUUUAUUGGUUAAGGAAGUUUUAGCUGCUAAGGAAACAUUGAAGAAAUGUUUGACUCGACCGGAAAACAUAGAUAUAGAAGAAAAAAAAUCACGAUUGAGAACAGUAGCUGAAAAAAAGCAAGGUUUAAGUUUCAGUUUUAACGAUUUUGGAAAAUCGUUAGAUAAAUUUGAAAAAGUAUGUACUAACAAAGAAAAUGAUGAAGUAAAAAAGGAUAGAACAUUUAAAAAUUUAGAAAAGAAAGGGCAUAAAUCUCCUCGUAAAAUGAAAACGGAAGAAAUUGAAGAAAGUUGUUCAAAACAAGAUGAAAGUUUUUCUCUGGUUUGCCCUACAGCUUCCACACAUGAAGAGAAUAAUAUUUCCGAAUUGACAACGAUUUCGUUAAAAGCUUCUAAAAAAUUUGAUAAAACAACAAUAAGUAACAAGAUAUCCCCGAAUAAUUCUGAUCCAUUACAUAACAACACGAAAGAAUUGCAGGAGGAAAAAUCUCAGAAAAAAAACAAUAGCAGCGAAUAUAAGAAGGAAAAUGAUAAUUCAAACGAUACAAAGACAAAGGAGGAUAAUAUGCCAUUAUUAGUGCCAGAGUUUUCUUUAAAUUUUGAUUCCAAUUCAGAUAGAGAUAGUUCCAGAUCUCCGCCUGUUAUAACGAAUCAAGAAGAAAUUGAACAAAUGAUAGGAGAUGUAAAAUUGAUGGAAAGUAAAAUGAUAAGUCAAAUUGAAAAAAUAGAUGAAAAUAAAAAACAUUCCUAUAAAGACUGUGAAAUGACAAUUGCUGAUAUUAUAACGCAAUUAGCUUAUCAUGAAAAGGCAACAAUAAAACAUAAAAGAUACUGCAAUUUGUGCGAAAGAUGGUUUCCCACAACUUCACGACAUCGCCGACAUUUAGCUGGAUAUCAACAUCGUUACAUGGAAUUGACACAACGUAAAAGUAUACACGCGCUUUUUAUUCUUUUUACUGGUAAACCAUGUCCAAGGCUUUUGCCAGCCAAUGUCAUUCGCAGUGAUUGUUCUAUAGGAGAAUUGACACCUUUGCAAAUUGCGGUUCAGGAUGUUGCAAAAUGUGUUGAAUAUGUGCAACCGGAUCAUAAGACAAAAGAAUAAUAGUAAUGUUGAAUUACUAUAAAUUAUUUUGGCUGCAUAGAUGCAUUAGAUGAUUUCCUGUGAUUAUGUAUACUGAAACAAAUGAUGUGAGUACCUUUGAAAAAUGUACUAUAAUGAUAAACACGAAAUGAAUUCUGUGACUCUUUUAAUCUCAAUGGAAUUGUAUAUUUUCAAUAUGAUUACUAUUCUUGGCAAUCAUAUUAUAUAAUUAUAUCAUUAUAUAUAAUAUCUACAUAUAAAAACAAUGAAAUUAACAUCUGUGAGCUUUGCAAAAAAAGAAAGCUUUGUUGAUUGAUGUUAAUUGUUAAGUUACUUGAAAAUUACUUUAAGUAGUUAGAUAUUUAGCCAAAGAUUUUAGCAAAAAAAAAAAAAAAAAAUUAAAUGUAUAUGUUACAUUAUUUAUAGUUUUGGAAGACUACACAGUCUUUUAUUUGUACAAAUGAAAAUAUGAUAAGUGAAUGUGCUCGUUAUGAAUUUUUAUUUAUAUUGUGAAAAGACUUAUAUAUACAAUGCAUAAAUAUAUGUGUGUAUAUAUAUAUAUAUGUGUGUGUGCGUGUGUUUAUAUAUAUAUAUAUAUACACAUAUAUAUAUGUAUGUAUGUAUGUUUAUUAUUCUUGUUUUAAAAAGUAUGUAUUCUUGCAAUGUUAAAUAGACCUAAAACUAUAUAUGGUUACAUUUAUAUAAAAUUAUAUUUGAAACAGGGGUAGUAAAAAUAAUAUAUCUAUAUGAUAUGUAUGUUAUGAAACAAAUUGAACUAUGAAAUGUUAAAAUGCUAUAAUAUGAAUGAAUUUUAUGAAAAAAUUUAUACAAUAUGAAUGAAUGAACAUAAUAUAAUUUACUUUUUAAAAUUAGAAAUUAUAUAUAUUCUCUGAAAAUAAGGUAUCCUAUAUAUAAAUUACUAAAUCUCAUUCUAAAUCAAAUCUUAAUUCUUUAUAUUUAUUUUUAAUAAGUAUAAAUUUUUAUAAUAAGAAUAGAUUAAUAAUAUAGAUUAAGUUAAUUGAUAUAAGCAUUUAAAGUUAAUUGGUAUAAGCAAUAACAUCUCAUAGUUCAAUAAAAAACUUAUAAAUAAUAUAUCUAUUCACUCCCCUGUCACAUGUUUAUGUUUGAUUAAAAUUAUUAGAUGUGCCUAAUAAGUUACUGUUUACAAAUAACAAAGUUUUUAAUUGUUUUUAAAUGUUAUAAAUGUUUUUCUUAUUAUUCUAUUAAUAUACACAUAUUGGGAGUGGCAAAGAACAAGUUCCUGGUUAAAUAAAAAAAGAUGGAAUAAAUAUAUUCCUUGUUAAGAGGCUACAAAAAAAAUAGAUGUUAUACUAAUACAGGGUUAACAGACUAUAUCUACAAUUGUUUUAUAAUUUACUUUUUCGCGGUUUACAUUCCAAAGAAUAAAAAUGCAGUAAAAGUCACUUUUGAAAGAUCUAGUUUUAUCAUUAAAUGCAACCAAAUAAAAAGAAAAUAUAAUAUAUUUAUAUAUAUAUAUAUAAGUCUAUCAAUUGUUAUUCCACUUAAUGUUUUGUUUCUUAUAACUUUGUUUUAAUUUUUCAUAUUUUAUUUGCACGAGUGCCUUAAAAUACACCUAACAGUAUUUGUCGUAUCGUGUUAUGUAUAUCAUAUAAGAUUAAAUGAAAAAAAUUAUAUAUAUAUAUAUAUAUUUCUAUUAUUCUUGUAUAAUAUAUGCAUAAUACAUGUUACAAUUAUGAGAACAUUAAAUUACAUACCAUUGCAUAAUAAGUAUAAUGCGAAUAAUUUUUCUAUAAAUAUGUAAAUCUUAAAUUUAUUUUACAACUUUUACUAUAAUUUUAUUUACAAUUUAUCUAUGUAAGUGUGUCUUUUAAAAUCAUUUAUAUAUAUUUAAAAUAAGCUCUAUAAUAAUAACAUAAACUAAGAAAAAUGUUCUCUUGAUUGAAGCUUUGUUAUGCAGAUAUUUUAAUGAGAUCAUUGUGUGUUCUAUGUGCCUAAAUUUUAAGAAAUUUGUAUGCAUCAGAAGUUCAAAUAUGCAUAAUAUUACUUAUAUAAAUAUAUUCAACAUAAUAUGAACAUGCAUCACUUGUACAUUGUAUGAAAAAAAACAAAGUCUAAAAAAUUUUUAUAAGUAUAAAUUAUUAUGUGAUAAAAAAAUAUAUCAGUUUAAUUUUUAUGCCAUGUUUCAUAUUUAAAAAAAAACUAAGUUUAUUAACAUUAAAUAUUCUGAAUGUUUAAUUGUGUGGAUAUCUAUACAAAUUUUAAAUAUAUCAAAAUCAUAAAAUGUAGCAAUUUAUCAUAUGAUAUUAAAUUUCAUUAGAGAUUUAAAUAUUACAGAUUCUUCUCUAAAUUCAAAUAAUUUAAUAAUGUUAUAUUAAAGAACCAGGAUAUUUUUAAAUAUGAUUACAUUUAAAACAUAUGCUUUAUUUAGUUGAACAUUGGUUUUUUAAAAAAAUUAAAUUGCUGACUUCCAUUAAUGUAAAUUAUUAUAAGAUUGCACUGAUUCAAAUAUUAUCAGUUAAAAUAAUUUAUAUUAAAAAAAAAAGAAAAAAAAAAGAAAAAAGAAAAAGUGAAAAGAAAAAAAGUUCUUUUAUCAUUGAUAGCAAUAUUAUUAUUUAGUUUAAAGAUUUAAAAUUUUUAUGUGCAAGUUAUCAAUUUAUAAAUCAAAUUAAUUAUAGAGGUGGAUUUAUGCAAACAUUUAAACAUUUAUAAAUCAAUAAAAAAAAUUUUCAUAAGUCAAUAUUAUAUAUACAUCCAUCUAUUUUUGAUUUAUAAUCUUUUUAUAUUUUUUAACAUUUAAAUUAUCAUCUAUAAUGGCACUACUUAGAUAGGGCAGAUCUGUAUAGAAAAAUAAGUGCAAUUGUAUAUUUUUACAAAGUUUACAAUUAAUUAUUCUAUCAGAAAAUACUAAUUUUUAAAAUGGUCAUUAGCUGUGCAAUUCUAAAUCAAAUAAAUUAUUUAUACAGUUCUGCUAUAGUUUUAUACACAAUGUGUGAUUAACAUAAUAAAAUAAUUGUAUGAUAUACAUUAUAAAUAAGCUAUGAAUAUGUUUUAGAUUUGUAGCAUUUUUUUAAAUUUCAUUAUAUUCAAUAUAUAAUAUAUGUAAAAAUUUUAAAAGCAUUUUAUAUAAUAUAUAUAUAUUUUAUAUAUAUAUAUAAAUAAUAUAAAAAAGAAAUUAAUAAUAAAAUUUUAUAAUUGUUUAAAUUUAUUAAAAAAAUUGUUUAAUUUAUAUGAAAUUAUGAAUAAAUUACAAAAAAUAGAUUAAUAGAUUAUUCCAAAUAGAUUAUUUUAAAAAAUAGAAAAAAAAAUGUUACAUAUCUAAAACUAAAACCAUUCCAUAAUUAGAAUAAGAAGUUUAAUUAAUAAAAAUAAAUUGUAUGAAUCAAUAGAUUAUUUUCUGUUAUUGUACUUAGGCUACAGAAGUGUAUGCAAUUGCAAAAUUUUAGUUGAUAUAUUAAAGAAAUAAUAAAUAAAAAAAA
Molecule: messenger RNA, 14165 nt
Organism: Apis cerana (Asiatic honeybee)
Lineage: Eukaryota; Metazoa; Arthropoda; Insecta; Hymenoptera; Apidae
Source: RefSeq, a predicted model, not a curated record